Lactuca virosa is the source of this 1584-nucleotide messenger RNA. The record is from the annotation of a GenBank genome assembly. NCBI's taxonomy places the organism in Eukaryota, Viridiplantae, Streptophyta, Magnoliopsida, Asterales, Asteraceae.
AUGGACCCUGCAGCGCAGACGUUGGUCGAUGGUAGGUAUCCUUGUGGGCAUGAAGAGGUUGUGGGUCUAAACAAGGGGAUUCAUAUCUAUAAAGAAUCCUUGAAGAUUGAGCCUGAUCAAGAAUACCCUGGAAAAUACCUGGUUGAAUUCACUUAUGAUGCCUAUGGCGCUGGCAGUAUUACCCUUCGUUUCGGUGAAAAACUGGGACGCGGCUAUAAUGAUGAUCUAACAAAAGAAGACCUGAUUCAACCAAUCACAGUGAAUAUCAAGCAAGAUUUGCGCCAGAAAUUCAAACAGGAACCUGGGACUGGAAUUGACUUUUCCUCAUAUACGGAUAGAUACAAGGUUAGGGUUACAGAUCAGACCUUAUGGGUGAAUGGAGCAAAGUAUGUGUUGCAUGAUAAGGAAGGAUUUGGUAAUUCUGAUGGUGCUGAUCUUAAUUGGAAUGAUCUUGGUAAAAAAUGUCUCAUCUGUUUAUCAAAAUUUCAAGACACCACUACCCUUCAUAGAGAAGGACGAAAAAUUGGAAAGUUAGUGGUCUAUGAUAAAAAAAUUGGGAAGGGGAGUAAUGAGACAAUUGUAUACGAGGGAAUUUAUGGCGAUAAGUCGGUUGCUGUGAAAAAGAUUGUAAAGGUGCAUCAUGAUGUGGCAUUAAAAGUGAUACAAAAUCCGCGUGUAUCCGAUCAACAUGCUAAUAUUGUUAGGUUGUAUGGUGUGGAGUACGAUCAAGAUUUUGUUUAUCUUGCUCUUGACAGGUGUAUAUGUAGCUUACAUGAUUUGAUAUUGUCACAUGGCAAUUCGAGUGCCGAAUCUCAACCAACAGUGAAAGUUUUUAAGGAUUUGGAAUUGUCGAAGCCUAGUAGGUAUCCUCCACCGAUCUUGUUCACAUUUAUGAGGGAUACAGUUGAAGGACUUGGCUAUUUACAUGGGCUUCGAAUCAAUCACGGUGACCUAAAGCCUCAAAAUGUCUUAAUACACAAUGAUACUUCUAGUGUAGUGAAGGUCUCAAAUAUGGGCACGAGAAAAUACAGAGCUUUAACCAAAAGCACAACAGGCUAUGGGAGUGUGAGGUGGCAAGCACCCGAGCAACUUAGGAAUGAAGAACCUACGCCUGCUGCGGAUUUAUUCAAUUUUGGGUGUCUGCUUUUCUUUUGUAUCACUGGUGGUCGACACCCGUUUGGUGACAUUAUAGAUGAUCGUGAUAAUAAUAUUUUGCAUGACAUGAAAAAUCUGUCACUGGUAGAAAAUAUUCCAGAAGCCUAUGAUCUUAUCUCUCGUCUCCUACAUCCCGAUCCAGAAUCCAGGCCAAAAGCUGGAGAAGUAUACAACCACCCUCUAUUCUGGGAUCCCGAGACCCGUAUUUCCUUCCUACUAACAGCAAGUCAAAAAGUAAAACGAAGAAAACCAAAUGAGUGUGAAACCAAUUCCAAUCUCAUUACAUCACUCGAUAGAAGGGCCCUCCAUGUCUUCAGUGAAAUUUCCAAUCGGAUAGCCUUUUGGAUAAUUCACAACAAUUGGGCUUAUCCUGUUGAUGGAGAUUUCUAUUUCUCCGUUGGCGUUCCUUCCAAUUACAGGAGGUCAUGA